AGACUAAUUUCAUGGGAUGGAUUUCCUUUUCCAGCAUCAUGGCUGUCCCGGCCCGUUCCCGUUUAUCCUGAUAUGACGAUACAAUGCGGGGCGGCCGAAAUCAUUCAAAUACCAUCGGAUGAAAUGGUUAUCGACUAGAGACGCCUCGUUCCAUUCCUGCCUUGUGUGCCCCGAUAAUUCUUAACAAGGCUGCAUCUGAGUCAAGCGUGAGUAUAAGGAUACAGUUUCCUCUCCGAAAUACUAAGCCACCAAAUCCCACAUCUAAGGCUGCUUCUUUACAAAAUGGCACGAAUUCCCCUUCCCACACCCCCUCCAAUUGAUCCCUCAUAUUGCCCCAAAUCUACAAUCACAACUAUCCCAGCCACCCACCCGAUAGAGUACAUUCUCAGCAUCCUCGAGCGUGAUGGCGGCGUGAUCCUCAAAGAUCUUGUCUCUCCAGACGAACUAGCUGCCAUUGAAAAUGAACUAGAACCUUGGAGUAACAGGCCUCGUCGACACCUGGAAAACAAGAAGGUCAACGGCGACGCCUUCCCAUCCAUUCCAGCGCAGACCUUCCUCGUUCCCGGCUUGGUGGGAAAAUCUCAGACAAUCGCUCAGAUCUGCGAGCACCCCAUGCUAGAGGCCCUGCGACAGCGGAUUUUGCGAGAAGACUUUACGCUGUUGCGGGAGGGUUUCGCGGAGCCUAAUAUAAUCGAUCCAUUAUUGAGCCUGAGUGUGUCGAUGAAUAUCGGGUACGGGGCACCUCGACAACUGCUGCAUCGGGACGACGGUGUCCAUAAUAUUCGUCAUUCCCGAAACCCCUUUCAGCCGUGGAGCUUCCAACAAUCCAGUCAAUUUGGUUGCUUGAUUGCCGGAUGCGAAGUUACUAGGGAAAAUGGGGCUACGAUGUUUGUGCCGGGGAGUCAUAAAUGGGACGAUGACCGGUGGGCGAACUCUGCUGAGGUUUGUUUUGCAGAAAUGUCACCUGGCUCAGCCUUAAUCUUCCUUGCCUCUGCCUAUCACGGCGGCGGACACAAUUCGGUUCCGGGUUCCGUCCGCACGAUGCACGGUUUGUUCUUCUCCCGGGGCCAUCUCCGCACCGAGGAGAACCAGUUUCUUGCAAUUCCGCGGAGUAAAGUACGUGGAAUGAGUCCAAAAAUGCUUGAGCUACUAGGGUAUAAAAAGCCUACGACGGCGCUCGGUAUUGUUGAUAAUAUUAGUCCGGAUGAGGAUGUAGAUGGGAUUUGGGAGAGGGUUAUGCAGUAAUCUGAUUCUAUUCAUGUUCAAUAGCUCUAUUUUUGCGUGGCUUUAUUGAAUUUCCAUUGCCAUUUAUAUCCUAC
Messenger RNA from Aspergillus ruber CBS 135680, 1319 nucleotides. Its product is annotated as phytanoyl-CoA dioxygenase family protein. Bases 283 to 1245 code for a protein of 320 amino acids. The record is from RefSeq and is a predicted model, not a curated record. Lineage: Eukaryota; Fungi; Ascomycota; Eurotiomycetes; Eurotiales; Aspergillaceae. The transcript is spliced from 2 exons.